CUAUACAAACUCUUUUAUUAUUUUCCAAACCCAGUUCAUUAUAUUCUUUCUAUUCAUAUUAUACCUUAUAAGAAAGAUAAUUCAUUCUCAACCACUUUCAAACUACUCUGAAUCUGCGUUUCGUUGCUCAAAUCAAAUCUCUGAGGAAUCGUAUUAUCACCAUGACAACACUCCUCGGGGUGCAACUCACCAUUCAAGAUCGUCAUGUGGUGGUGGAGAAUGGCAUAGUAAGAGUAACGAUUUCAAAUCCAGAAGGAAUAGUGACUGGAAUUCAGUAUAAUGGAAUCGACAACUUGCUUGAAGUUUUGAAUGACGAAUCUAAUAGAGGGUAUUGGGACCUUGUUUGGAGCUCACCAACAAGUACAGGAACCACUGGCAAAUUUGACGUAAUAAAAGGAACCGCUUUCAAAGUAAUAAUGGAAAAUGAGGAUCAAGUUGAGAUUUCUUUCACAAGAACAUGGGACGUGUCCCUCAAAGACCAGCUAGUUCCUUUGAAUAUCGAUAAAAGGUUCAUAAUGCUUCGUGGUACCUCGGGGUUCUAUUCAUAUGCUAUUUACGAACACUUAAGCGAGUGGCCUGCUUUCAAUCUUGACGAAACGAGAAUUGCUUUCAAGCUCAGAAAAGACAAGUUCCAUUAUAUGGCAAUGGCGGAUAACCGACAAAGAAAUAUGCCACUUCCUGAUGAUCGAGUGCCACCAAGAGGCCAACCCCUUGCAUAUCCCGAAGCAGUUCUUUUUGGCGAUCCUCUUGAACCUGAAUUCAAAGGGGAGGUAGAUGACAAGUACCAAUAUUCAUGUGACAACAAAGAUAGCCAAGUUCAUGGAUGGGUGUGCAUGGAUCCUGCCGUUGGAUUUUGGCUAAUUACGCCCAGCAAUGAGUUCCGUUCUGGUGGGCCCCUCAAACAAAACUUAACCUCCCACGUUGGACCCACCACGCUCGCUGUGUUUCUAAGUGCCCAUUAUAGUGGAGAGGAUUUGGUGCCAAAAUUCAAAGAAGGAGAAGCAUGGAAGAAAGUUUUUGGUCCAGUUUUCAUUUAUUUGAAUUCUCCUAAUGACGAUAAUGGUGAUGUUGAACCCCAAAAAAUGCUCUGGGAAGAUGCUAAACUUCAGAUGAAUGUAGAAGUACAGAGUUGGCCUUACACUUUUCCCGAAUCAGAUGAUUACCCAAAGUGGUACGAACGGGGUAUUGUUACUGGCAGGUUAUUGGUUAGAGAGAGGUAUAUAAGCGAUGAUGACUACAUAGCAGCAAAAGGUGCAUAUGUUGGUUUGGCCCCCCCGGGAGAUGUUGGAUCAUGGCAAAGAGAAUGCAAGAAUUAUCAGUUCUGGAGUGAAGCAGAUGAAGAUGGGUAUUUCUCCAUCAGCAAUGUACGUGCUGGUGACUAUAAUUUAUAUGCAUGGGUACCUGGUUUUAUUGGAGACUACAAAUACAAUAAUUCAAUUAUAACCAUAGCGGAAGGGUCUACUACUUUCACUGAAUUGGGUGAUCUUGUUUAUGAGCCACCAAGAGAUGGACCAACACUUUGGGAAAUAGGGAUUCCAGAUCGUACAGCUGCAGAGUUCUAUGUUCCUGAUCCAAAUCCCAAAUACAUCAACAAACUCUACGUUAAUCAUCCUCAAAAAUUUAGGCAAUAUGGAUUAUGGGAGAGAUAUGCAGAAUUGUACCCCGACAAAGAUUUAAUCUACACUGUUGGAGUUAGUGAUUACACCAAAGAUUGGUUCUUUGCCCAAGUUACAAGGAAGAAAGAUGAGAAUACAUAUCAAGGAACCACUUGGCAGAUCAAGUUUCAGCUUUCCAAUGUAAACAAAACCGGCACCUAUAAACUGCGCCUGGCUUUGGCUUCCGCUACAUUUUCUGAACUCCAGGUCCGAGUUAAUGAUCCAAAGGCAAGUCGUCCUCUAUUCUCAAGUGGGUUGAUAGGAAGGGAUAACUCAAUUGCAAGGCAUGGAAUUCAUGGACUCUAUUGGCUUUUCAAUGUGGACAUUCAAGGAACCAAACUUGUUGAAGGAGAUAACACCAUUUUUCUAACACAAGCUAGAGGCAAUACCCCAUUUCAGAACAUCAUGUAUGAUUACAUUCGUUUGGAAGGUCCACCACAACCAUCUAGUUUAAAUAAAAACAUUUAAGAUAUACUUGACUUUAGUUUGUUGCAUUAUUAUAGCCUUAAUUAUAGCUGAUUAAUUUAAUCGAACCAUUCAAUGGAAUUAUG
Messenger RNA from Arachis duranensis, 2206 nucleotides. Its product is annotated as rhamnogalacturonate lyase B-like. NCBI's taxonomy places the organism in Eukaryota, Viridiplantae, Streptophyta, Magnoliopsida, Fabales, Fabaceae. Bases 162 to 2123 code for a protein of 653 amino acids. The transcript has 15 exons. Gene Ontology annotation, biological process: carbohydrate metabolic process. The record is from RefSeq and is a predicted model, not a curated record. Gene Ontology annotation, molecular function: carbohydrate binding; catalytic activity.